AUGCCUUCAUGGGAGGGCGAUAUCUCUCUUGCAGACCAACAUCGGCUACGCGGUAAGUAUUGUCAAGGGUACUGUCAUCGCACGACCCGAGAUUGUUUCGUUACCUAGCUCGAGAACAACUCAAUACCUCUAUUAAGAAGCAUUAGACGGCAUCAGAACUCUGACAUCCAAUCGUAGCGAUGGAGCGAAUGGCACUGAUGGGUUGAACAGGUAUCUGUCUCUCAGCACCAGGCUCUGACAAGCCAUCCAUCCAUACAGGAUGCUCUCUUCGCUUCCUCUCGAUCGUCGAGACAGCCCGGAUACCGCUUCAUCUUGGAGUCAGCAAACCCUAUACCGUAACAACAGCAUGCGAGGAUACGGAGCACUGGUUCUCGAGCGUACUUCUUGGCAAUCUUAGCCAGGACAGCCAGGAAAGCUGGUGGCAGAGCGUGCAGACAGACUCGCCAAUCGGCAUAUUGGUUGCCGUGGAAGGCAUUGUCGCUACUACUACUUCCAUUCUCGACAAGCAGCCUAGAGUUACCGAGCUGCUUUUCUUCGCAGCCAAAGGUACAAGCGCAGAUGACGGACGACCGCCCACGCCACCUCAGUCAUCGCCAGUAGAAUCGCAAGGUGUGGACGAAAUAUCUUCACCGGAAAUCAGAGUCUUCGCCCUUCCACUGUCUUCGGAGCUGCUCAAUAAUGAAACCUCCAAGGCCACGCCGCCUCCGUCACCAAAGGUUAUCGACGAGCAUGUGGAAGCGAAACUCUUAAAUCCAGCCAAAAAUCAGACUAUAGAAGCGGCGGAUGCCAUCAAUGAGUUGCCGGUCAGGAAACGCCGCAAUCUGAACGAUACUUUCGAUGAGGCUGCCGAACGGAGACGCAAGGCAAGGCAAAAGGGUGGUCAGGCCGUUGCUGCAGCUGCCGCGGUGCCAAUCAAGGUCGAAGACUCAAUGUCGACGCUCAAACAUCGACGAUCAGUCAGCAGUACUCACGUACCCCUGCAGAACCGUCCACUCUCUCGCUCUUCUAGCAUAGCUUCGACAAGACCAGCGUUGGCUCGCGAGCCGUCUGUCAAGCCAUCAUCGCUCUCUCACAUUCAGAACGCUGAGACCGUUGCCGGAUCUCCGCAGCAGGCCUCCAUUGAGAAGAAGAACAAAGAUCUUGUUGGCAAAAUGGUGAUGGCGGGACUGCGCUUGCUGGGAAUGCAUCGCAGUAAGGCCCGCAAGUCGCGUGCUAAUUCUCUUGCAGCUUCUCCUGCCCUGGAUCAGAGCUUCGAAGACAAAGACGUGGAUCGAAGGAACGAUGACGAGUAUAUGCUCAUCUACAAUCAGGCCUACAAAGGUACAUGCUGUGCUUUCAGGCAAUACAUGACCACGACGUCUCUGCAAGGGCAAGAGACUGCUUUGCGCGACACAGUCGACAGACUUCUUGCGAUCUUCUGUAACGACCCCAUUACGAUCGAAACCAAAGCUAUGGAGGACGAAUAUACGCCAGGCGGAAGAAGACCUUUCGGAUCCUCAGCUUUGCAGACUGCAGAGAAUGCAAACCCUUUUCUACAGGCAGCGGUGGCCGCGAAAGGGAGCCAAGCAAAUACCCCAUGCGUAAAGAAGCCCAAGGAGAACCAUCUGGCAGUCGAUGCGAUCUGA
Messenger RNA from Lecanosticta acicola, 1625 nucleotides. NCBI's taxonomy places the organism in Eukaryota, Fungi, Ascomycota, Dothideomycetes, Mycosphaerellales, Mycosphaerellaceae. The record is from the annotation of a GenBank genome assembly.